Mustela lutreola (European mink) is the source of this 3150-nucleotide messenger RNA. It is a transcript of the gene KCNQ1, whose product is annotated as potassium voltage-gated channel subfamily Q member 1. Gene Ontology annotation, biological process: transmembrane transport; potassium ion transport. Gene Ontology annotation, cellular component: voltage-gated potassium channel complex; membrane. The coding region runs from base 40 to 2211 and encodes 723 amino acids. The transcript is spliced from 17 exons. Gene Ontology annotation, molecular function: voltage-gated potassium channel activity. The record is from RefSeq and is a predicted model, not a curated record. NCBI's taxonomy places the organism in Eukaryota, Metazoa, Chordata, Mammalia, Carnivora, Mustelidae.
CGCCGCCGCCCGCCGGCCCCCCGCGCGCCCUGCCUGGCCAUGGCCGCCGCCUCCUCCCCGCCCAGGCCCGACAAGGAGCGCUGGGGCUGCGGCCGCCUGCCCGGCUCCCGGCGGGGCAGCGCGGGCCUGGCCAAGAAGUGUCCCUUCUCGCUGGAGCUGGCGGAGGGCGGCCCGGCGGGCGGCGCGCUCUACGCCCCCAUCGCGCCCCCCGGCGCCCCCGGGCCCGCGCCCCUGGCGCCCCCCGCCGCGCCCCCGCCCGCCGACCUUGCGGCGCGCCCGCCGGUGAGCCUCGACCCGCGCGUCUCCAUCUACAGCGCGCGCCGCCCGCUGCUCGCGCGCACCCACAUCCAGGGCCGCGUCUACAACUUCCUCGAGCGCCCCACCGGCUGGAAGUGCUUCGUCUACCAUUUCGCCGUCUUCCUCAUCGUCCUGGUCUGCCUCAUCUUCAGCGUGCUGUCCACCAUCGAGCAGUACGUCACCCUGGCCACAGGGACCCUCUUCUGGAUGGAGAUUGUCCUGGUGGUGUUCUUUGGGACGGAGUACGUGGUCCGCCUUUGGUCAGCAGGCUGCCGCAGCAAGUACGUCGGCAUCUGGGGAAGGCUGCGCUUUGCCCGGAAGCCCAUCUCCAUCAUCGACCUCAUCGUGGUCCUGGCCUCCAUGGUGGUCCUCUGCGUGGGCUCCAAAGGGCAGGUGUUUGCUACCUCGGCCAUCAGGGGCAUCCGCUUCCUCCAGAUCCUGCGGAUGCUGCACGUGGACCGUCAGGGUGGCACCUGGAGGCUGCUGGGCUCUGUGGUCUUCAUCCACCGCCAGGAGCUCAUCACCACCUUGUACAUCGGCUUCCUGGGCCUCAUCUUCUCCUCGUACUUCGUGUAUCUGGCCGAGAAGGACGCCGUGAACGAUUCUGGCCAAGUGGAGUUUGGCAGCUACGCGGACGCCCUGUGGUGGGGGGUGGUCACGGUCACCACCAUCGGCUACGGGGACAAGGUGCCGCAGACGUGGGUCGGGAAGACCAUCGCCUCCUGCUUCUCCGUGUUUGCCAUCUCCUUCUUCGCGCUCCCGGCGGGGAUUCUCGGCUCCGGCUUCGCCCUGAAGGUCCAGCAGAAGCAGAGACAGAAGCACUUCAACAGGCAGAUCCCAGCGGCCGCCUCCCUCAUUCAGACAGCGUGGAGGUGCUACGCGGCCGAGAACCCCGAGUCCUGCACCUGGAAGGUCUACGUCCGCAAGCCGGCUCGCAGCCAUGCCCUGCUGUCCCCCAGCCCCAAGCCCAAGAAGUCUGUCAUGGUAAAGAGAAAGAAGUUCAAACUGGACAAGGACAAUGGGCUGAAUCCCGGAGAGAAGGUGCUCACGGUCCCCCACAUCACGUGUGAGCCCGUCUCAGAGGACCGGAAGCCAGACCACUUCUCUGUGGACAGCUGUGACAGCUCUGCCAGGAAGAGCCCCAUGCUGCUGGAGGUGAGCCCGGCCCACUUCAUGAGGACCAACAGCUUCGCCGAGGACCUGGACCUGGAGGGGGAGACGCUGCUGGCGCCCAUCACCCACGUGUCACAGCUGCGAGAACACCACCGGGCCACCAUCAAGGUCAUUCGGCGUAUGCAGUACUUUGUAGCCAAGAAGAAAUUCCAGCAAGCCCGGAAACCCUAUGAUGUGCGGGACGUCAUUGAGCAGUACUCCCAGGGCCACCUCAACCUCAUGGUGCGCAUCAAAGAGCUGCAGAGAAGGCUGGACCAGUCCAUCGGGAAGCCCUCCCUCUUCAUCUCUGUCUCAGGCGGCCCCUCCCCCGCCAGCACUGUGUCCCUGACUCGGGCGCUCUACCCCGCAGAGAAGACCAAGGACCGCGGCAGCAACACCGUCGGGGCCCGCCUGAACCGGGUGGAAGACAAGGAUUAUGUCCUCGACCUUGGUCGGUGGCGUUGCAUCGGCCGCCCUGUCUCCAGUGUCCUGUCCUCUUGCUCUCUCCCAUUGGGGGUCUGCUCCUGCCCUUGCCUGGUGACCCAGCUGGACCAGAGGCUGGUGCUCAUCACGGACAUGCUCCGCCAGCUCCUCUCCCUGCACCAGGGCGGCCGGCCGGGCGAGCGGACCCCCGGCGGGGGUGGGGCCCAGGCGCCGCCCCCCUGCGGCUCCCUCAGCCCCGAGCUCUUCCUGCCCAGCGGCGCCCUCCCCACCUACGAGCAGCUGACUGUGCCCCGCGGGGGCCCCGAUGAGGGGUCCUGACGGGGGCUUGGGACCCCAGGCCUGCAAGGGCAGGGCCGGAGGAGUCCAGUUCGGCCCAGCCCACCUCCCACCUGGGAGGGGCGCCCCCCCAGGUCACCAGCCCCUCCCUCCCGGGCCUCAGACCCCCCAUGGGCCACGCCGCCCUGAGAGGCUGUGCCUGGGGAGUCACAAGGCCUCCCCUUCCAGCCAGCGGGUACUAGACCUCGGCUGGGUUUGGGGGCCUCCUCUCGGCUUCGAGACCAUGACCCCCACAGGAUCCGUAUGGCAGUUGGGACACAGUGGCAGGGCUCAGUCUCGACCCCGGGGGGCCGGGCAUCCUAGGUGCUUGGUCCCCGCAUGUACGGCUGACCAAGCACAGGUGUGAGCAGGCCCCAGGGGGCCUCCUGGGAGGAGACGGAGGGCAGUCAGGACAGGGUCUGUGGACACCCACCCUCAGCCUCGAACCCAGGACCCAGGGAGGAGGCAGGCAGGGCAGGGCAGGCCCAGCCCGUGCCACACCAAGGGUGCCGGCGAUCCAGGCCCGGGCCGUGCUUUCCACCUGCAGAGACUGGCUCAGAAGCCAGGAUUAUGAGGGACCCUGAGGCCACCACCUCCAGCAGGAGGGCCGGCCCGCCAUGGUGCCUGUAGUGCUCCGUGGGGGUGGACUGUCCCCCACUGACCCCUGCCCUGCGCACAGCCCCCACUGCAGCUCCCCACCGGGUCCGGGCAGCUAGAAGGCUACCAGAACUGUCCCGUCCCCCCGGCCGGCUGCUGAGCGUGGGACAGGCGUAGGGGGCGUCACAGUCCCUGCACGAGACGGGGCUCCUCCUGGGCAUCUCAGUUCACAGAAAUCAGAAUAAUUUGUGGUGAUUUGGAAUCUGUGUUUUAAUGAGUUUCACGGUGUGAUUUUGACCCUUAAUUGUGGCGCUUUUCCUAAUAAACGUGGAGUCACGGAGCUGG